AUGUUUUGGUGUAACGUCUGGCAUUCUCGAACACUUUAUGAUAAAGCCAAUACACUAUCUACUACCGGACCUAAUGAACUUAGUACUCAAGCCAAUGCUCUUAAGGAAGCAGCCAGUCAACCUAGUGAUAAAAGUUGUCUAAAAGAGAAAGCAGGUGAACUAGCUAAGACUACUACUGAUGAAUCUAAGGCCAAAGAUGUCAUAGAGAAAUUUGAAGCAGUCAGAACAGCGUACGAUCUACUAAUGGCUGCAGCUACUUCUCAUAAAACUAAUCCUGCAGUUAAAGCUGUUAUAACAGCAGAUGCUGAUCUUAAGAAACACUACGAUACCAUACUCAAUGUCACUAAAGCCACUACACUUAAGGGUGAAGCUGACACUAUUAAAGGUGAAGCCGGAACACUACAUACUAAUUCCACCUCACUAGCCACUGCAGUUCAGGGUAAUAGUGCUACUUCUGACGAGGCACUUAAACAAAAGGCCGGUAAUGAAUCAACUAAGGGUACACUAAGAAACUUGGCCAAAGAACUAUAUACUAAAGCACAAGCACUAGCCACUGCAGUUAAAUCUGGUGAUGGGAAUAAAGCCCAAGAUCUUGCCAAUGCUGUCAGUUCUGAUGAAGAAAAAGGAAUUAGAAAGGAACUCAAAGCACUUGCUGAUGCUCAACCUGAUGAACUAACUGAUAAGGCCAGUGCUGUUAAACAACAAUACAACGAAGUAAAAGAGAAAUUCGCUGAAGUUAAGAAACAAGAAUCUAAAUAUGCCGGAUCUGCUAAACCUAAGUAUGAUAAAGUUGUAGCAGCAUGGGAUGCUUUCAAUAAAGUCUAUGAUGCUGAUCUCAAAGGACUCGCCUCCACCCUUGCUACUGCUGACUUAAUUACCAGGGCCCAAGAUGUCAUUGAUAAGUUCAACUCCGUAGAUGCGGCCUACAAAGCAGUCAAUGCUCUUGCAACUACCUAUAAAGUCUUUGCUAGUUCUCAAUAUCCCGGAGUUGAUUCUAAAUUCCAAGACCUUCAAACUAAGUUCAACCAGAUAUCCAAAUUAGUAUUGUUUCUGAUGGAUUCAAGAAUAAAAACCUCUGAAAUAAAGUCUAAGGCCUCAGCACUUAGCUCAAAUGCCGACACUCAAUCUACAAUUGAACUUGCUUCAACUCAGAAUACUGAUCUCAAUGAAGGUAAUAAUACUGCUCAAGAUGAACUCCCUGGUAAAGCCACACAACUAAAGACUAAUGCCGAAACACUUUCCGGAGUAGCCCAACAACUAGCUACUGCUGGUAGUCCACUUAGUCCACUUAAUGAAACUGCCGGGGCUCUUAAGACAGCAGCCGGCACUGAAGGUAGUGGUGGUGGUCUUGCAAAGAAAGCAGAAGAUCUAGCUACUAAGGCUGGUAGUGAUGCUAGUUCUCAGGCCGAUAAAGUUAUAGAGGCGUUUGAGAACGUUGAAGCCAAGUACUUAGCACUAAUGAAACAAGCCAAACAAAGUGAGAUAACCAAUGAUCCUGCAGUAAUCGAGGUUGUCAAGGCAUACCAUGCCGUUAAGACCACUUAUUACCAAAUGCUAAUAGGUUACAGGUUUAGAUACCUAAUUGGUGAUGGCUUGAGUGAUAAUAAGAUUCUACAUAAGGCCUCAGACCUACAUACUAAAGCAAGUAACCUAGCCGGUGCCACUGGACUUCGAGAUGAAACUCAUAAAGAACUUAGAGAUCUUGCCGAAAAACUUCGCGAUGCCGUAGGAAAUACCGGACAGGGUCUCCAACUGGCUCUCUCUGCACUCAAAAGUGCUAAUACUGAUGCACUAAUUGUUGAAAAGGCUCUUGCUGUAAUAGAGAAGUACAACGCUGUCAAGGAAGCCUAUGAUAAGGUCAAGGCACGAGAAAAGGAUUAUAAUAAGCAUGCUGCUGGUCAAUAUACCCUCGUUAAAUCUGCUUUCACUCAGCUUGAAGAAAAGUUUGAGACCCUUAAGAAGUCCUAUGAAAAUGUCCUUAGACUCAGGGUCCAAGAACUUGCCACCCUGGCCCAGGCACUUUCCGGUAAAGCCUCUGCACUACCUGGCGCUGUUGGUGAACUUCAAAAUGAAGCCAGAGCUCUAGCUUCGGCAGCCAGUAAAGAUACUGGUAAAAGUGGUCUAAAAGAGAAAGCAGAAGCACUUAGAGAUGCCAUCAAUUCUGGUACUGGUGCAGUUGGUACUCAGGCCACUGAAGUCAUAAAACAAUUUGAAGAUGUAGCUGAGAAGUACAAUGAUCUAAAGAAAGCAGCUAAUGAUAAUAACAAACAAGAUGAACCUGUGGUCAAAGAAGUUGAUGGAGCCUACACCAAUCUGAAGAAAGUCUAUGACCCAAUACUAAACUUUACUAAGAUCAAGUAUUACUCCAAUGAGGUAGAAACAAGGGCACGACAAAUAACCAGUAGUGGUACUCCUCCUUCUGAAGUGAAACCCCUCAUCGAUAAGUUAAAGAGUGUAUACAGCUGA
Molecule: messenger RNA, 2466 nt
Organism: Theileria annulata
Lineage: Eukaryota; Apicomplexa; Aconoidasida; Piroplasmida; Theileriidae
Product: Tpr-related protein family member, putative
Exons: 3
Coding region: 1-2466 (821 amino acids)
Source: RefSeq, a predicted model, not a curated record